CCGCCGUUCUGCUUCAGGCUUUGAAGCAAAACGAGUCGAGUGAAUCGCAGAGAGUCGAAUGAUCUGAAUCAUUUAAAAAAAGUGUUUAAAGGUCGAAUCUGCAAAACGAGGAGCCAGACGUUACACGCGCGCGCGCCUCAGGUGUCCUCUUAUUGACCACGCGAGAUGUCCGGCUCUAGGAAGGUGAUUGAACUGUUUUACGACGUGGUUUCGCCUUAUUCCUGGCUGGCGUUUGAGGUGCUGUGUCGGUACAGAAAUGUCUGGAACAUCGAGCUCAAAUUGCGUCCUGCGUUUUUGGGCGGGGUCAUGCAGGGGUCAGGCAACAGGCCGCCUGCGAUGGUGCAGAAUAAAGGUCAGUAUCUGGCGAAGGACCUGACCCGACUGGCGCCUUAUAUGAACGUGCCUCUACGCCAGCCGUCCGAUUUUGCUGAGGUCAUGUUUAAGAAAGGUUCUCUGGCCGCAAUGCGCUUUAUUACAGCCGUAGCAGAAAAAGAAAAAGGCAGUGAUCGUCUGGUGGAGAAAGUUUCUAGAGAGUUAUGGAAGCGAAUCUGGAGCACGGAUCAGGAUAUCUGUGAGCGGGCGUCUCUCACGGAGGCAGGACUAAAGGCUGGCUUGUCCUCCAGGGAAGUGGAAGAACUGCUAGACCUGGCCAAGUCUCAGCCAAUAAAAGACAAGUUGAAACAAGCUACUCAGGAAGCACUUGAUUACGAGGCGUUUGGGUUUCCUUUCAUAAUUUGUCAUGUCGACGGAAAACCCGAGGUGUUUUUUGGAUCGGACAGGUUCGAGCUUAUGGCUUACUGCAUCGGAGAGAAAUGGCUCGGCCCACAACCUGACAAGUCAACUUCAAAACUUUAACGUCACUCAUUAUUUCAAUAAAGUGUGUACCUAGUC
This is a messenger RNA of Clarias gariepinus (North African catfish), 891 nucleotides long. Its product is annotated as glutathione S-transferase kappa 1-like. Gene Ontology annotation, cellular component: mitochondrion; peroxisome. The coding region runs from base 166 to 855 and encodes 229 amino acids. Gene Ontology annotation, biological process: glutathione metabolic process. The transcript has 8 exons. The record is from RefSeq and is a predicted model, not a curated record. NCBI's taxonomy places the organism in Eukaryota, Metazoa, Chordata, Actinopteri, Siluriformes, Clariidae. Gene Ontology annotation, molecular function: glutathione transferase activity; glutathione peroxidase activity.